CCACGGGCCGCAGGGCCUUCGAUUGGGCAGCUUCGCGGAGGAGUGGCCGGAAGAGGCGAGGCUGAUUGGCAAGCGCGAGGUGUUCUGGAAACAUGGCGGAGCAACCGAGGAAGCGUCCGUGUGGCCCGGGUGAAUACGGCCAAAGGGUUGAAUGGCGAAAAUGGAAGCGGCAAAAGAAAGAGGAGAAAAAGAAGUGGAAGGACCUCAAGAUGAUGAAAAAACUGGAGCGGCAGCGGGCCCAGGAGGAACAGGCUAAGCGCCAGGAGGAGGAGGAGGCUGCCCAGAGUGAGCAAGGACGGCCUUACACUCUGAGUGUGGCCCUGCCAGGCUCCAUCCUAGACAACGCCCAGUCACCUGAGCUUCGCACCUACCUGGCUGGCCAGAUUGCUAGAGCCUGCACCAUCUUCUGUGUGGACGAGAUUGUGGUGUUCGAUGAGGAGGGCCAAGAUACCAA
Messenger RNA from Cricetulus griseus (Chinese hamster), 454 nucleotides. The record is from RefSeq and is a predicted model, not a curated record. NCBI's taxonomy places the organism in Eukaryota, Metazoa, Chordata, Mammalia, Rodentia, Cricetidae.